AUGGUCAGCUCGUCUGCUUCGGACACAACGGAGAAAGGCAGUGUGAUGUUCCAGCAGAUUUGGGAUCGGUUUUGGCAGUCUCAGCGGGCCGCUAUCAUACUUGUGCAGUGCGUACAGAUGGUCAGCUCGUCUGCUUUGGAGCCAACGGAGAAGGGCAGUGUGAUGUUCCAGCAGAUUUGGGAUCGGUUUUCGCAGUCUCAGCGAGCCGAAGUCAUACUUGUGCAGUGCGUACAGAUGGUCAGCUCGUCUGCUUUGGAGCCGACGGAAAACGGCAGUGUGAUGUUCCAGCAGAUUUGGGAUCGGUUUUGGCAGUCUCAGCGGGCGAAACUCAUACAUGUGCAGUGCGUACAGAUGGUCAGCUCGUCUGCUUCGGAGACCUUCGAAAAAAGGCGGUUAAGGUGCCAUCAGAUUUGGGACCAGUCUUGGCAGUCUCAGCGGGCCAAUAUCAUACUUGUGCAAUACGGGCAGAUGGUAUGCUCGUCUGCUUUGGACGCAGAUACGCGGCGUGUCACCCUCCAGCAGACUUGGGACCAGUUCUGGCAGUCUCGGCGGGCGAUCAGCACACCUGCGCAGUGCGGGCAGAUGGUCAGCUCGUCUGUUUUGGACGCAGAGGGCAAGGCCGGUGUGACGUGCCAAGAGUUGAUUAGGGACCAGUUAGGGUUUAGGGUUUAG
Symbiodinium sp. CCMP2456 is the source of this 672-nucleotide messenger RNA. The record is from the annotation of a GenBank genome assembly. NCBI's taxonomy places the organism in Eukaryota, Dinophyceae, Suessiales, Symbiodiniaceae.